Molecule: messenger RNA, 513 nt
Organism: Strongyloides ratti
Lineage: Eukaryota; Metazoa; Nematoda; Chromadorea; Rhabditida; Strongyloididae
Product: CTP synthase 2
Exons: 1
Coding region: 1-513 (170 amino acids)
Biological process (GO): pyrimidine nucleobase biosynthetic process; CTP biosynthetic process
Cellular component (GO): cytoplasm; cytoophidium
Molecular function (GO): CTP synthase activity; identical protein binding
Source: RefSeq, a predicted model, not a curated record
AUGCCAGAACAUGUUAGAAAAAAUGUUGAUAUGGAAGGAACAAUUAGAUUAGGAUUAAAAAAAAAUUUUUUUUUAACAAAAGAAUGUAAACUUCAAAAAUUAUAUAAAUCUGUAAUAAUUAAAGAAAGACAUCGUCAUAGAUAUGAAGUAAAGCCAACAAUUGUUCCAAAACUUUCAGAAGCUGGUUUAUUGUUUGUAGGAAUAGGAGUUGAUAAUUCUAGUAAUACUUAUAUUAAUCAAAAAAAAACUUUAUCAGCAAAUAAUCUUAUUAAAAUGACAACAUCAUCUCAUUCAGAAAGUCUCUUACAAACAGUAAAUAAAAUUUGUUCUAUAAGUAGCGACGAUAAAUCAAAUACUAAUGUAUGUAUGGAAAUUUUAGAAAUGAGAGACCAUCCAUAUUUUGUUGGAUGUCAAUAUCAUCCAGAAUAUCUUUCUCAUCCUAUAACUCUAUCACCACCAUUUUUUGGUUUGUUAUUGGCUGCUUCUGGACAAAUUGAAGAAUUUUUUCUUUAA